AUGACGCCUAAGAAGAAACAAAGUUCAAUAAGUCAUUUCUUCACACCUCAAAAACCAAAAUCACCUACUCAACAACAACCUCCUAAAGUUUCGCCAGAAAAUUCUACAAAUAAUGGGAUUGAAAAAUUCAAAUUUAUAAAUUUAAAAUCAUCUAACACUUUAAAUACACCUGAAUCAGAGGUAGAAAAUAAUGUAGAAGAAGUAUCAAAACCAAUAUAUCAACCAACCGCUCAGCCAAUAGAACCAGAACAAAUCACAACGCCACCGAAAGAACCACCGACUAAUACAUCAACAUCAAUGGAUCAUUUUCAAUUCACCAACUCAAAAGAAGAUCAAAUAAUACCUCAAAAAAGAACCACUGAGUACACAUACACGUCACGUAAAGUAGCCAAACCUACCCCCAAAAAGAAACUAACACCACUAGAAAAUCAAAUCCUAGAAAUAACAUCACAACAUCCUGACAAAAUAUUAUUAAUUCAAGUUGGUUAUAAGUAUAAAAUAUUUGGAGAAAAAUCAGCACAACAUGUUUCAAGAGUAUUAAAUAUAAUGUAUAUUGAAAAUAAAGAAGAUUUACGGUUCUCAUAUUGUUCAUUCCCUGAUAAUAGAUUACAUAUCAAUUUACAAAGAAUACUAAACAGUAAUGUAAAAGUUGGAAUUGUUAAACAAAUGGAAUCUGCUAUUAUAAAAGAAAUUGAUAAAGUUGGAAAAUCAGGAGAUUUAAUGAAAAGAGAAGUUACUGGAGUAUAUACAAAAGGUACAUAUAUGAGUGAUGAAUUUAUUGGUUCAAAUUUAAUACCUAAUUCUAUUGAAGAAGAAAAUCCAAAUUAUAUUAUAUGUAUUAAUGAAAUUAAUGAAAAAGAUUUUGCGGUGGUUGCAGUACAACCAUUAACUGGAGAAAUCAUUUAUGAUGAAUUUCAUGAUUUAAUUAAUAGAGAUGAAUUAGAAACUAGAUUAUUAUAUUUAAGACCUAGUGAAGUUAUUGUUUUAAAUAAUGAUUCAAAAAUUAAUUCAAGUACUUUAAAAUGUUUAAAGCUUAUAAAUCAUGAUUUAAAAAUAGAACAUAAAUCUAAAUCUCAAAAUAUGAAGAAAUUAAAUACAUACUUAAAUGAUGAAAUGUUGAAUUAUUACAUUACACAUUACUCAUUAUCAAUUCAAGAAUGUAUAUUACAUUUAAUUGAAUACUUAUCAGAAUUUAAAUUAAACAAUAUAUUCACAAUUCCUCAAAAUAUUUCAACUUUCAAAGAUUCAAGAAAAUAUAUGAUUUUACCAGCAAACACAUUAACAGCAUUAGAAAUAUUUGUAAACACAACUGAACCCAAUUCAAAUAGAGGUACGUUAUGUUGGUUAUUAAAUCAUACCAAGACAAGAUUUGGUAAUAGAUUAUUGAAUAAAUGGAUCUCAAGACCAUUAAUAGAUAAAGAACAAAUUCAACAAAGAUUAAAUUCAGUAGAAGAAUUAUGUAAGUUUAAUCAUAUUAUAGAUUCAUUAUCACAACAACUUGUCAAAAUAGGUAAGAACUUAGACCUAGAAGAAUUACUCAUCAAGAUUCAUUAUUCAGCGACUACCCAUUCAACAAGAAUUAAUAGAAAACAAAUAUUUUUAAUGUUACAAAGUUUUAAUGAUGUUUUAAAAUUAGUUAAACUGUUUGAAAAAACAAUCACUGAUUCAAAUUUUGAAAUUAAAUCUAAUAUCUUAAGAGAAAUGUUAAAGGACUUGUUAAAAUUAUCCAAAACUGAUGUUAUAUACAAUUUGAUAAGUAUGAUUAAUCCAUCAUACCUAUUGAAUGAAUCAAAAGAUCCUUUUGUUCAAAAGACUACUUUUUUCAAUUUAAAUAGUAAUGGAGAAGGAUUCGAAGAUAUUAAAAAGGAAUUUGAAAACUUAAAAAACAUUGAAUCCGAAUUUGAAAAAGAAUUAACCAAAAUCAGAGUAUUAUUACAAAGACCACAAUUGCAAUAUGUAACAGCUCAAAGAGAACCAUAUCUUAUAGAAAUUAGAAAUGGUCCAUUAGUUUCAAAUUUAUCUUCGGAUUUUAUAAAAAUUAAUUCAACAAAAACAGUAAGUAGAUUUAGAAAUAAGCAAAUUAUUCAGUUAAUUAAAUUAAAAUCAUAUCAUGAAGAAAUGUUAAUUCAAAAAUGUGAUUUAUCUUUUUUACAAUUUUGUCAAAUUUUAGAUUGUCAAUAUUCAUUUUUAUCUAUUAUAGUUAAACAUUUAUCUACAUUAGAUUGUUUAUUAUCAUUAAGUUAUUAUUCCAAUAAUAAUCUCAAGACUAAACCCGAUUUAGUUGAUGAUUUAAUAAUAGAUGUAAAACAAGCAAGACAUCCAAUUAUAGAACAAUUGAAAAACGAUUCAAGUUAUGUAUCUAAUGAUAUUAAUAUUUCAUAUGAUACAAAUCGAGCAUUAAUUAUAACAGGUCCAAAUAUGGGUGGUAAAUCAAGUUAUGUCAAAACAAUAGCAUUAUUUACAAUAAUGUGUCAAAUUGGUUGUUAUUUACCUUGUUCUAUUGCUAAAAUGGGGAUAUUUGAUUCUAUUUUCAUACGUAUGGGAGCUUCUGAUAAUAUCCUAAAGGGAAAAUCAACAUUUAUGAUUGAAAUGUCAGAAUGUAGUCAAAUUAUUAAUAGAUUAACUAAUAGAUCAUUAGUUAUAUUAGAUGAAAUUGGUAGAGGUACAGGCACAACUGAUGGAAUAAGUUUAGCAUUUGCUAUAUUAAAAUAUUUAAUUGAAAUUGAUUAUAAACCUUUAAUCUUGUUUAUUACUCAUUAUCCAAGUUUACAUACAAUUGAAGAUGAAUAUCCAGGAGAAGUUAUAAAUUAUCAUAUGGGAUUUGAAGAAAUUCAAACCCCAAAUCAAAAUUUUCCUGAAAUUAUUUUUUUAUAUAAUUUAGUUAGAGGUGUUAUUAAUAAUUCUUAUGGAUUAAAUGUUGCUAAAUUGGCAGGUAUACCUAAUGAUGUAAUUUCAAAUGCUUUUAAAAUAUCUGAAGAGUUGAAAAAACAAAUUGAAGUUAGUACUGAUGAUAAAAAUUAUAAUUUUCUAAAGGGUGUUAAAAAUUUAUUAUCUGGUGAAAUUAAUGAAGAAUCUAUUAAUAAUCUACUUAAUAUCUAG
Lodderomyces jiufengensis is the source of this 3099-nucleotide messenger RNA. It is a transcript of the gene MSH3, whose product is annotated as mismatch repair protein. Gene Ontology annotation, cellular component: MutSalpha complex; nucleus. Lineage: Eukaryota; Fungi; Ascomycota; Pichiomycetes; Serinales; Debaryomycetaceae. Gene Ontology annotation, biological process: mismatch repair. The record is from RefSeq and is a predicted model, not a curated record. Gene Ontology annotation, molecular function: ATP binding; mismatched DNA binding; ATP-dependent DNA damage sensor activity. Bases 1 to 3099 code for a protein of 1032 amino acids. The transcript has a single exon.